Messenger RNA from Capsella rubella, 636 nucleotides. RefSeq names its product pathogenesis-related protein 1. The record is from RefSeq and is a predicted model, not a curated record. The transcript has a single exon. NCBI's taxonomy places the organism in Eukaryota, Viridiplantae, Streptophyta, Magnoliopsida, Brassicales, Brassicaceae. Gene Ontology annotation, cellular component: extracellular region. Bases 18 to 503 code for a protein of 161 amino acids.
CCAUUAUAAUCUUGAAAAUGAAUUUAAUUAGCUAUUCUCGCAUUCUAAUAAUCUUGGCAGUUCUUGUAGGUGUUCUAGUUGUUCCAUCCAAGGCUCAAUACAGCCCACAAGACUAUGUAAAUGCUCACAACCAGGCACGAGCAGCUGUAGGCGUUGGCCCGAUACAGUGGGAUGAUACCAUUGCAGCCUACGCUCUAAGCAACGUGUACCGACUAAGAGGCAGCUGCAGACUCGUACCCUCGAGUGGGCAUUAUGGGGAGAACAUGGCCAAGAGUAACGGCGUUUUCUCUGCGGCCCUUGCUGUGAACAUUUGGGUUAACGAGAGGUUUAGCUACAACUACGCUGCGAACACGUGCAAUGCGGUUUGCAGUCACUACACUCAGGUUGUUUGGAGAAACUCAGUGAAAGUGGGAUGUGCUAGAGUGAGGUGUGAUAAUGGAGGAAACAUCAUUAGUUGCAACUAUUAUCCUCGAGGGAACUAUAAUGGUCAGAAGCCUUACUAAUGUGUGACAAUGUUGCGUAUACACGUAUAAGACAUAGGACGUGUAUAUGUAUUUUAAUGUAUAAGGAGCUUCAUAUGCGAUGUGUAUCAAUAUUUAUUAAGUAAUGCAAAUAAGAGAGCUGAGAUUAAGAGUA